Solanum lycopersicum (tomato) is the source of this 3406-nucleotide messenger RNA. RefSeq names its product protein KINASE OF THE OUTER CHLOROPLAST MEMBRANE 1. The record is from RefSeq and is a predicted model, not a curated record. Gene Ontology annotation, molecular function: protein kinase activity; ATP binding. Gene Ontology annotation, biological process: protein phosphorylation. Lineage: Eukaryota; Viridiplantae; Streptophyta; Magnoliopsida; Solanales; Solanaceae.
UUUUUUUUAGCUGUGGUCUGUGAUUGAAAUGAAAAAAAGGUCAACUUUAAUAAACACUAAUUAGUAGAUUUUGCAGUGCUAUGUGAUGGGUGGGGGUUUGAUUCUUGAUUAUCUAAUUGUUGAUUCUUGUGGAAGAAUGAUGUUUGUUUUUCAAUCUUUGCUGAAAGUGUUUUAGCUGUGUUUGGAAUUUAAUAAAGGGGGAAACUUUAAACAAACACUAGUUAGUAUUUAUUCUAUGUUAGCUCGGACUCUUUGAAAAUGUUGUCGGGUGCAUGUUGGAUUCUUGAUAAGUAGUGCGUUUUUGGAGGAUCCGACAUGGGCGUGACAAUUUUUGGAGAGUGUGGGCAACUUGCUAAGGUUUAUGUAUAUAGUUUGCUGAUUUGGCAGUGCUAUAUGAUGGGUGGGUUUGAUUCUUGUGAAAGAAUGGAGUUUUUUUUGUGAAUUUUUGCUAAAAGUAUUUUAGCUGUGUUUGAAACUAAAAAGGUAAGCUUUGAACAAACAGUAGUUAGUAUUUAUGCUAAGGCUUAUGUAUAAUUUACUGAUUUGGCAGUGUUAUAUCUAUAAAAAUUAUCUAAAUGUUGAUUCUUGUGGAAGACCCCUUCUCCCCCAAGGUGUACUAAUAUCUGUUGCUGCACUUGUUUUUAAACAUUUUCUACUUUUUUGUCUCUUUUUCUUUGCAUCAACUAAUUUCUUUUGAGUCGAGGGUCUAUCGGAAACAACCUCUCCACCCUUCAAAGGUAGAGGUAAGGUCGCGUACAUCCUACCCUCUCCAGGCCACACUUCUAAUACACUGAGUAUAUUGUUGUUGUUGAUUCUUGUGAAAGAAUGCGUGAUUCAAGUGGAGGAGGAGGAGGGGAGUCAGUUCAAUUCUACAUGCCUUUUAUAAUUAACAUAAUGGUAACUGAUAUGGAAGUGUUAAGCUAUACUAGUCAAAUAUUAAAUAGAUGACUCACCAGGGAAUGCAUUGGGUAGCCAUUUAAGGAGUAAGGGAGGCAGAAAUCAUCCACUAGUUUGUGUAAUUGACAUGGCAACUGACCACCUCUGGGCUCCUCACUAGGGGAUUUUGAUUGGUGGCGGGGUAGAGAAGGAUGUCUUUGGGGAAAUCUAUCAAGUGAAAGAGGUCGAACUAGACUUCAGGAAAGCAUUAGGUGUGAUUUAAUUUUUUGGUUGUUUUGUAGCUCUCGUGAGAAGGUCUACGUGCUCUUUAGAUGGGUAAGAUUUUCAUAGGGGACAUGUUUGGUAGUUCAACUGUUAUCCUCCUUCUAUCUCAACUAAUCUUUGCUUCCUGAUAUAUCUUCAUUUGUUAAUGGGGUUUCUAUUUAUCACUGUAGGAUCCCCACAACAAAUCACAUGGGUGUCUUUUAUCGUACCAUACCCCUCACAUAAUAGAGACUCUGAGAAAAUGGCUAAAGAUAUGAAAGGAUCUCCUUUGGCAGCCUCUUUCGAUUAUGAGCUUUAUGAAGGAGAUCCUGAUCAUCUUAGAACUGUUGUUGCUGCACCUGCCCCAGCCGGUCCGUACAUUGAUCCUGCUUCAAUCAAACUUAAACAUAGGAUCGGACGUGGAUACUUUGGUGAUGUUUGGUCAGCCACACAUCAUCAAUCAGCUACUGAGUACGAUGAGCAUCAUGAAGUAGCUGUAAAAAGGUUACAUCCUAUAAAUGAGGAUCAGGUAAAGGCUUUCUUAAGUAAGUUCGAGGAUUUAUGGGUGAAGUUGAAGUCUAAACAAAUCCAAGGUGUUUGUUGGCUGCAUGGUAUCACUGUAAUAUCUGGAAAGAUCUGUAUAGUUAUGAGAUCCUAUGAGGGGUCAGUUGGUGAUAAAAUGGCUCGUCUGAAAAGAGGGAAGCUCCAGUUACCUGAUGUGCUUAGAUAUGGUAUUGAAUUGGGUAAAGUAAUACAAGAAUUGCAUUCAAUGAAUGUCCUGGUUCUGAACCUUAAGCCAACUAAUUUUCUUCUGAACGAACAUGAUGAAGUGUUCCUCGGAGACUUUGGUAUACCGUAUCUUCUCCUUGGAGUUCAACCGCCUGAUUCAGAUUUAGCACUAAGGCGUGGGACUCCGAAUUACAUGGCUCCGGAACAGUGGGAACCUGAGGUUAGAGGCCCAAUAACUUGUGAGACUGAUGCUUGGGGAUUUGGAUGCAGCGUUAUCGAGAUGUUGACUGGUGUUCAGCCCUGGUUCGGUAAAUCAGUCUAUGAUAUCUACCGUUUGGUGGUGAUAAACCAAGAAAAGCCACAACUUCCUGGUGGCCUCCCCACUGCUAUUGAGAAUGUUCUCAAUGGCUGUUUUGAGUAUGAUCUCCGCAAUCGACCUCUGAUGGUGGACAUUUUGCAAGCAUUUGAAAGCUCAAAGAAUGCUGUUUAUAGUGAAGGAGAGGGGAGCGACAUAGGAGGAACUCUGUCUGAGAAAAGCAAAACCUGUGGCUUUACCACAUGGUUCCUUUCAAAAGAUCAUCUUCAAGUGGGAGAUACUAUUCGCUCCAGAAAAAUGUUCAACUCCAGAAAUUCUCAAGAUUUGGCUGUGUUGGAAGGAAGUGUUGUUGGUCUCGAGAAAGAUACUGAUCGAGAUGGAUUUGUUCUGGUACGAGUCCCCAAUUUACGGAGCCCUCUUCGGGUAAAUGCAUCAACCAUAGAGAGGGUUACAUGUGGUUUGGCAACUGGGGAUUGGGUGCGCUUGGUCAAUGAAAGUAAGAAUCACUUCUCUGUGGGCAUCUUACACUCGGUGCAGCGUGAUGGAAGCAUCAGUGUUGGUAUUUUAGGCUUAGAAACAUUAUGGACAGGACAUUCUUCUGAAGUCGAAAAAGUUGACCCAUAUUUCUUGGGACAAUUCGUGCAAUUGAAAUCAAAUGUUGAAACUCCCAGGUUUGAAUGGCCUAAGAAAUGGGGAGGAGGAUGGGCUACUGGUAGAAUAUCACAGAUACUUCCAAAUGGUUGUCUUGUCGUUCAAUUUCCAGGAAGGUUGGUAUUUGGUGAUGAACCUAAUACUUUCUUAGCUGAUCCAGAUGAGGUGAUGGAAGUAUCAUUUGAUACAUGUCCUGGCAUUAUCAAGAAGUAUCAGCACCUCGAGGACUUUCACUGGUGUAUUCGACCACUUUCUAUUGCGUUUAGCCUACUUACAGCAGCAAAGCUUGGUGUAUCUGUAGGAAAAUGCAUUAAUGCGAAGCUGAAGAAGGAUCAUGAUCAUCGUACUAAGGAUGGUGAGGUUGGUGGCAAGCCGGCCUGGCUUCGACCAAAUAUCCUGUUUAAGGAAGGUGCUAGGUAAUCUCUACUUGUUGGUAAAAAAAAAAAGAGUAAAUUUCGUAGCAGUGGCACAAAACUUUGCAUCACAGUAUGUUGUAAACUUGACAUUAUGCUGAAUUUGUGAUAUGUAUGUACAUAUUUUCUUAAUACAAAGCUCUGCAGGUAUCAGAAA